AUGGUCAAGGUUCUUCUCACUGGCGGCAGUGGCUUCAUCGCUGCUCAUAUAGUAGAAAUCCUUUUGCAGAAUAACUUUGAUACUGUGGUGACUGUUCGAUCGGAGGAGAAGGGCAAGCGCAUUAUUGAUGCUCACCCCGACACACCCAAGGGAAAGCUUUCAUAUGUCAUUGUCAAGGACGUUGCGGAGGAUGGAGCUUUUGACGAGGCUGUGAAAUCAGACCCCCCAUUUGACUACGUCCUCCACACGGCAUCGCCUUUCCAUUUUAAUGUUGGUGACCCUGUUAAGGAUUUCUUAGAUCCCGCUAUUAAGGGAACCACGGGAAUUCUUAAGGCGAUCAAAGCCCAUGCUCCCUCCGUGAAGCGUGUUGUAAUCACAUCAUCCUUUGCCGCGAUUAUCAACAGCAAACAGCACCCGAAGCUCUAUAACGAAACAGUGUGGAAUCCCAUCCUCUGGGAGGAAGCCCUGGAUCAUGCUAAUGUCUACCGAGGCAGUAAAACUUUCGCCGAGAAAGCGGCCUGGGACUUUGUUGAGAAAGAAAAGCCCAACUUUGAUAUUUCCACUAUUAAUCCACCACUGGUUCUGGGACCAAUCGUUCACUAUUUGAAUUCUCUGGAUUCACUCAACACCUCCAACCAACGAGUACGAGACCUGAUCCAGGGUAAAUUCAAAGAGUCACUUCCACCAACCGGCACCUUUAUCUGGGUCGAUGUGCGUGAUGUUGCAUUAGCACAUGUUCAGGCAAUCAAAGUUCGGGGAGCAGGUGGCCAGCGAUUCUUUGUUGUCGCAGAUUACUUUUCCAACAAGAAGAUCGCUGAUACUAUUCGAGAGACACACCCUCAGCUGGAAUCAAAGCUACCUCCUGCAGAUGUGGCGGACGACUUUCCCGGUAAUAUCUUCCAGAUUGAUAACAGCAAUUCCAGACAGAUUCUGGGAAUCGAGUAUAAGCCUUUUAAGGAGACAAUCUCGGACACAGUCGAUUCUUUGUUAGAAGUUGGUGCUUAG
This is a messenger RNA of Penicillium angulare, 1005 nucleotides long. RefSeq names its product SDR family oxidoreductase. The coding region runs from base 1 to 1005 and encodes 334 amino acids. Gene Ontology annotation, molecular function: oxidoreductase activity, acting on the CH-OH group of donors, NAD or NADP as acceptor. NCBI's taxonomy places the organism in Eukaryota, Fungi, Ascomycota, Eurotiomycetes, Eurotiales, Aspergillaceae. The transcript has 5 exons. The record is from RefSeq and is a predicted model, not a curated record.